This is a messenger RNA of Schistosoma guineensis, 462 nucleotides long. The record is from the annotation of a GenBank genome assembly. Lineage: Eukaryota; Metazoa; Platyhelminthes; Trematoda; Strigeidida; Schistosomatidae.
GUUUGUGCCUGUGUCUUCUUAAUUCAAUUGCGUUAAUCCUGAAUUCCUAACUCAUACGACAAUUAGAAUACUAUAUUGGCGUCGUGAUGGAACCUGCGAUGGAAAAGUUGGAUAUUCAUUCAACUCCUGAAGCUUUUGAGGAUUAUUUGGAAAGGUUCGAAAUUUGGAGCAUGACCAAAGAAGAUGAUGAGGAUGCUAAUAUUGUGGCACACUUCCUCACAUUCAUUGGGAGAGAAGCGUACAGCUUAUUAAAAACUUUAGCAUAUCCAGAAAAACCUAUUUCACUCCCUUAUGCAACUCUUAAAGAGCUAUUAUUAAGUCAUGUAAAAUGCACCAGUUUUGAAUGCCGUGAAAGGGCGAAGUUUCAUAAGAUGAUUCGUCAAAAUGACCAAAAGGCUCGGGAAUUCAUCCUUGAAUUACAGAAACAAGCUGCCAAGUGUGAUUUCGGUGAUCAACUUCAUG